Molecule: messenger RNA, 1002 nt
Organism: Miscanthus lutarioriparius
Lineage: Eukaryota; Viridiplantae; Streptophyta; Magnoliopsida; Poales; Poaceae
Source: the annotation of a GenBank genome assembly
AUGCCGUCGCCUCCGGCACCGGGUGCCGAGGGGGAUGCCGCUGCCAGCACAAGCAAGCGCCGCCGCAGCUCGGACCCCGGAUGGGCGUCGCUGCCCGAAGAUCUGGUCCGCCUGGUCGCGUCGCGGUUACUGCCCGCGGGCGACCUGCUGCUGGACUACGUCCGCUUCCGGGCCGUCUGCCGCGGCUGGCGGUCCGGCAAGGACUCCCCGCGCGGCCGCGGCGUGACGGACCCGCUGUUCCACCCGCGGCGCUGGAUGAUGCUCCCUGAGGGCCACGGCCUCUACCCCGGCCACGCCGGCCUGGGCGGCUACGCCAGUUUCCUCAGCCUCGACACGGGGCGCAUGGCUCAAAAAAAGCUCACGAACAUGGCCUGUGCUGCUGCUUCCUUCGGCACUCGAGGAGGAGGAGGAGCCAUCACCAUCGUGCUUGCACUUCAUCAGGUACACCGUGUGGCCUUCGCUUCUUCCCUGGACGAGCAAUGGACUCUGGCAAGCUGGCCAUUGCCAUCAUGCCACACACCUUUCGCGUUCAGAGGCAAGCUGUACAUCCUGCAUACUCCUAGUCAGUUCAUGUGGCAAAAUGUACACCAGGUUCUCCAGAUUGAUCCACCAGUUCAGGAUGGGGCAACCUCAUCAGGCUUUUCGCUGAAACCGCCCAGACUGAUUGCCACAAUCCCUGUAUGCAAUCUUCUACUGCCAAUGUGUCUGGUGGAAUCUGAUUCGAACAUCCUGCUGAUUGGCCACAAGGAUUCAUCUAUGUCGCGGAUUUUGGUUUACAAACUUGCAGACCUUGUGCAGCAAAGGUUCCUCCCAAUGAAAAGCAUCGGAGACAAUUGUUUGAUUGUUGGAGAGAGGAGCAUGAGUGUCUCCUCUAGGGUGCUGCCUACCGUUGAGGGUGACAGUGAACAGAGGAAUAGUAUACAGAAAGAAGACACAAGGUGGGUUCCGUACGAGGUGAAGAGCAUGUGCCAGGAUGAGGUAACUCUCCUACAUCGCUUGUGA